AAAUUGUCUCUUCCUCUGUUCUCAUCUCUGUCACUCAAACAAAUACACUUUCUAAAUCUCUUAUAGUCCCCUCUUUGCGAGAGAGAGAGAGAGAGAGAGAGAGAGAGUAUGUUUCUCUGCCCAUUUGCCUCUAUGUAUAGACUCUCCCAACGGUUCUUUUUUCCUUUUAUCUGCUCCAACCUCUCGUGAGCUACUCUCUCUGCCCAACACCUUCACCACUUCUGCUCCCACCUCUUCUCUAUCUGUGCUUCUCUGUAUCUGGUGACUGUUUUUAUGCUAAAUUUUCACUGAAUACUCCGUUUUUUAAUUAUUCCCUUAUUGGGCAACUUUCCUAUAUUAGGUAUUUCUUAUUCCUUUUAGCCAAAACCUACUCUCAUGAUAGUUUGGAUAUCUCGUAUCUGGGUUGUUUAUGGGGUUUUGGGAUAUCUGUUUUUUUGAGGAACAGAACAGAAAAUUUGCCUAUUUUUAUAUAAUUUUUGUUCUAGUUAGGGUCUUUUGGUUUUGGGAAAUUUUUGGUAUCUUUCUUUUGAAAUUUUGAUUCGUCAGCUUGAAAGGGUCUUCGAGAUUUUUAUAUUUUAAGAGGGUUUUGAUUGCUCCUCUUAUUUAUUUAUUUCUUUUUAAGUUGCAAACGCUUGGCUUUUUCUCACCCCUUUUUUUCCUUCUUUUCUUAAAAGAACUUUUGUUCAUUUUACUUUGAGGGUUUAGGGUUUUGUACCUAUUUGUCAGGAGCUUUUUCUUCCUUUCCUUGGUCAGUUCAAAGCAAAUAGUGAACUAAGCUACACAUCUUUUCUUUUGGAGUUGGGUUUGAGGAUUCCCUAAGUACCAAGUUCUAUCAAAUUCUGAAAAAUUCCAGUGUCUUUGAAAAUGGGUUUUCAUCAAAGCUUGCGAAUUUGGUCUCGGUUUCUGUUUCUUCGGAUCUAAAAGGUCCCAAUUUUCAAACUUGUAUCUGUCACAAAGUUGAAAAUUCAAUCCGAAUUCGAGGUUUUAAACCUCAAUUUAGUUAGUCAAUUCCAUGUGUUCAUUUCCACCUCUAAUAUCUGAAUCUGAAUUCAUUCUGAAUUCUGGGUUUUAGAGCUUAAAUCCCCACCAAUCUUUUUCUCUGCUUUCCACCUUGAAAUCAUCUAGGGGAAAAAAAGAAAAAGAGAAAAAAGAAAUGUCUUCGUGUUUAAGUGGUGGCGGAAGAACCUAUGCUUUCGACCUCGAAAUAGUGAAAUCUCCAUCCACAUCAACCCGAACCUCACACACAUCUUCUCCAUCUUCGACCAUCUCAGAAUCGAGCAAUUCGGGUCUAACAAUCUCAACCCGGAAGCCAAGAACCCCUCGAAAGCGUCCGAACCAAAUAUACAAUGAAGCAGCCGCAUUGCUCUCUACGGCUUACCCAAACAUCUUCUCCACGAAACACCUCGAGAAUCGUCGCAAAUUCACCAAGCCCAACGACUCUUUCUCGGACCAAUCCGAAGAGUUGCUCUUACCUUUCCGAGUCAUCGAUGACGAUUCGUUUCUUGCUUCACCAACCAAUCCAACCGGAAAAACCCAAUUCCCGAAUCGAGCCCAGACGAAUUCCAGCUCUAUGGAAUUUUGCAACAACGAUUACCAAGAAGAUUUCGACGCAGAAUCGAUUCUCGACGAAGAAAUCGAAGAGGGUAUUGACAGUAUCAUGGGGAAUCUGAAUCUGAGUAUGAACGCGGAGGCGGUCGAUGAGUCGUCCAAAGGUGGUGGUGGACAGACCCAAACCAGUUGUUCUUGGUAUGGAAAUCCAAUGGGUUUGGGAUUUGGCGGGAGAUUCGAUUUGGGUUUGGGACCGAGAAGGGGUGGUGUGAGAGCUUUGAGACAGGUCGAGGAAGCCAAUUGGUGGAAUUUUCCGACCGUCGAUGUCCUCCAAAUCUCCCCCAAAUUCCAUAAAGCUCCGACUCUAUGUCCGGCAGCAGAGAAGAAGAAGAAGAAGAAGAAGGUAGAAAAAGCUUCCCCAGAAACCAAGACCGUAAUGGAACCACCGAAAGAGAAUCCCAUCCAAAAACCCAAUUCCGGGUUGUUGCUGAAACUCAAUUACGACAACGUUUUGGAGGCUUGGUCCGACAAAGGCUCACCGUUUUCCGAUGAAGCUCCGGGGUCUGAUGCUCCGGGAAAUGACGUCUCCGCCAGGCUGGCGCAGAUCGAUUUAUUUCCGGACGCGGGGGCAGUGAGAGAAGCUAGCGUGCUUCGCUACAAGGAAAAACGACGUACGCGACUCUUCUCGAAGAAGAUCAGGUACCAGGUCAGGAAAGUCAAUGCUGAUCGACGGCCCAGAAUGAAGGGAAGAUUUGUUAGAAGGCCAAACUCUAGCAUGAAUGCUCAAAGAUGAAGAGGAAAAUAUAUAGCGCCUAAGCUUUAUGCCCUUCCCUUCUUUCUUGUUUUUUUUGUCCAUUUUGCUUUUCUUUGCCUAUUUUUUUCUCUUACACUAAGAAGCUAAAGAGAUGGAGACCAGUUUAGAAGAGGAGCGUGGAGAAUCCAACAACUUUUAGCCUUAGGUUCUCAUGUAUUCUCUUUGUUUUCUAGUCUAUAAAAUAUGCUUUUGUUUCUUUCUUUGAUCCAAAGUAGGUAAAGAGGAUUUUGUUAGCAUGCAAUUUAUAGCACAGAAAGGUACUUGAGGCGUGGUAAUUGAAAUUAAUCAAUUCAUCAACAGCUUUGCUAAUAA
Molecule: messenger RNA, 2674 nt
Organism: Ziziphus jujuba (common jujube)
Lineage: Eukaryota; Viridiplantae; Streptophyta; Magnoliopsida; Rosales; Rhamnaceae
Product: protein CHLOROPLAST IMPORT APPARATUS 2
Biological process (GO): regulation of DNA-templated transcription
Cellular component (GO): nucleus
Molecular function (GO): protein binding
Source: RefSeq, a predicted model, not a curated record